This is a messenger RNA of Staurois parvus, 2166 nucleotides long. The record is from the annotation of a GenBank genome assembly. NCBI's taxonomy places the organism in Eukaryota, Metazoa, Chordata, Amphibia, Anura, Ranidae.
AUGACGGCAAGAUCAGAACCCUCUACAGAUAAAAAACCUGUGAAUUCUGCCUUGGAAAGAUGUUUGGAAGUUCUUAAAGCAGAAAAUAGUGACAGUGGGCAGUUUGCUGCACUUCUGUUGGUGACAAAGUGUGCCAAAGCUUCAGAUUUGAAUGAUGGAACUAGGCGCAGAAUCUUUGAUGCAGUUGGUUUCUCCUUCCCAAACCGGCUUCUUUUCUCAAAAUCUUCACCCGAUGGGUGUCCUGAGUACAUGCUUCGAAGUCUUGGCUUGACCCUGUUGGCUUGUUUUUGCAGUGACCUCUCUCUGGCCAAUCAUCCUCAGGUUCUUAAUAAAAUUCCAAUUCUCAAUGAAACUGUAAGUGCAUCGAGCCAACAAGAAUCCAAAAAUGAUUCUUCCAUGGCAGAGGAUGCCUAUCAGUGCCUCAUGGGCAUUAUGGCUGCUCCUGGAGGGAUUAAACACUUGGUAUCUGGAGGCACCAUAUCUUCUUUAUGUCAAGCUUAUUUGAAUCACAGUCAAGGUUGGGAAAAUGCUCUUAACGUUUUAACCACUUUGCUCACCUCUAUGCCAGAAAAAUCCUGGAAGAAAAGUCGAAAAGAACUUCAACUCCUAUUGGUUAAGCUAAGUGAAGAAUUUAAUAAAGAAGAGGACAUUCGUAAGUUCCACCUAGCAGAACUUCUUCCUGUGUUCCUACCUCCUUCACCCAUUUUGACUGAGACUUCUUGGGGUAAAGACUGCUUAGAACAUCUUUGUAUGGGUUUAUUUAAAGUCCUUAGAAGUAAGCUUAUUGUUUCCCAGAGAGACCCGGCAUUAAAGCUUGGAGCUUUACUUUCUCAAGUUUAUGCUUCCUCUUGGAUUUUCAUUGAAGGAAAAGAGAAGGGAAGAUUUUUCUGUUUACUGGUAAACUUGGCUUGUGUUGAGAUUAGGAUGGCACUGGAGGAUCCUAAUCCACUCAGUUCUAGGCAAGCUGUUGCUUCAGCUUGUUAUUCCUUGAUUGAGGUGGGCAUUCAGGAGUGUGCAAAAGAAGAGGCACAUCCCAUGCUAACAGAGGACCAGAAGUUGCAGCUCCUUCAAGUUAUACAAGAGGCUUGUGGAGCAGUGAUGUACUACUUGCAGCAGGUUGGAUGGGAGAAAGUUGAAGAUCCAUUUGUGCUGGCUUCUGUAAGACUACUUGGAGCAUGGCUGGCAGAGGAAACCUACUGUCUUAAGGAAGAGGUCAUUCAGCUACUUCCUUUCUUGAUACAUUAUAUGAGGACUUUGUUUCAACGGGGAGCUACCUGUAGAGCUCAACCUAAGGAAGUGUCUCAGGUGGCAUUACUGUGCAGCAACUGGGGAGCAGUAUGGCCAGGAGAUGCCAUAAGGUUCCUGCUUCCUGCUAUGUGCCAUCUAAGUGCAGAAGAAUUACCACGAAGGAUACUGAUCUCUGAGGGGGUCCCUGCAUUGUUAUGUGACUACUACAAAUAUCAAUGGGAGGUGUUCUCAUUGAAAGAUGAUCUGUCAGCAGAAGCAAGAAUUGAGGCUGAACUGAGCAUGCAAAGCUGCUGUGGUGUCUUCCUUAACUUGGCGGUGACUGAGCCAGCACUUGUUGGCCAGGAAAGCUGCUUUGUGUCUUUGUUGAAGCUUUUGGUGCAGUCUCUUCCUGUCCUGCUACUAAAUGGAGGACACAUGACUUUGGCAGCAAAUAUUUCUACUUUGGGACUGAUGAUAAGCAGGUUAUUGGCUAAAACUCCAGCUUUGCAGGAGGACGCUUCUAGAAAUUUCUUCAAGGCUGCCAUUCAGUUCUUAAGCUGCUCUCACGUUGCAUCCAAUGACCCAGACACAGGAAAAUAUCACAUUAUGCUUUGUGAGGAGUAUUCUGAUGCUUGGGCAGAUAUAUCUGAGUUGUGGUUCCUUGGAGUACAAGCAUUCUCUGCCUGCCUUCCUUUGUUGCACUGGUUGUCUCCAUUAGUACUAGAGUCUGGCUGGUUGGACAGUGUGCUAUCUCUUUUGAGCCAGGUUUCACCAGAGUCUGUCGACUUAGAAGUAGUGACUGUGCUGCAGGCUCUUUUCACAGAGCUGGCUCAGAGCAACGUGUCUUGCAGGGAACUCAUUCUGCAGCAAGGAGGGGUGGAGCUGGCCAAUUUAUAUGGCAUGGCUGCUCUGGAACAAUGCUUGUCUGAGAUACAGUGA